Spirodela intermedia is the source of this 2610-nucleotide messenger RNA. The record is from the annotation of a GenBank genome assembly. NCBI's taxonomy places the organism in Eukaryota, Viridiplantae, Streptophyta, Magnoliopsida, Alismatales, Araceae.
AUGAACUACGGCAGACUCGGUUCCCCCGAGUCCAUCCCCUCGGUCACCGACAUUCCCUUUCGGAGCGAGCGUCGGGCCCUAGGCGAUGACGCCCAUCGGAACCGCCGCCGCCGCCGCCUCUUCCUCGUCGGUCUCUUCUGCGCCUUGUUCCUCGUCGCCGGCGGCGCCGCGGCGGCGUUCCUCGCAGGGUGGGGUGGCGGGAGGGAGGGGACCUCCGUGCCGACGACAAUACACAGCCCCAGCAAGGCCGUCUCUCGGGCCUGUGGCAUGACCCGCUUUCCCAGUCUAUGCGUCAGCUCCCUUCUGAACUUCCCCGGCGCGGUCGACGCCGGCGAGAAGGACCUGGUUCACCUCUCCGUCAGCAUGACGCUGCAGCGCGUGAGCAGGGCCUUCUACGGGGCCUCCGCUAUAGCCAACGUCCACAUGGACACGCGCCUGCGGACGGCCUACGAGGACUGCAUCGAGCUGCUAGACGACUCGAUCGACCACCUCUCCCGGUCACUCGCCGCCGUGACCCCCGGCCGGAAGGGCGGCGGCGCCACCAACGCCGACGUGCUGACUUGGCUGAGCGCCGCUCUGACCAACCACGACACCUGCACGGAGGGGCUGUCGGGGGCCACCGGCGGCUACGUCAAGGACCAGAUGGUGGCGCACCUCAGGGACCUCUCGGAGCUGGUCAGCAACUGCCUCGCCAUAUUCUCGAUCACCAGCAAGAACAAGGAGUUCGCCGGCGUCCCCAUCCAGAACCGGAGACGGAGGCUGAUGAGCAGCGGGAGCGAAGCCGGCGGCGGGCCAUUCCCGGUGUGGAUGAACCGCAGGGACCGGCGGCUGUUGCAGGUGCCGGCGGGGACGAUACCGGCGGACAUUGUGGUAUCCAAGGACGGAAAUGGGACGUUCACGACCAUCGAGGAGGCGGUGAAGGCGGCGCCGGAGUACAGCUCCCGGCGGUUCAUCAUCUACAUCAGGGCCGGCAGGUGAAUCUCUCAGCAUUCUCCCUCUUUUCCGCCGUCGUAGGCUUCACCGAUCGUAUCAGUCCGACCUUCAGUAAGGUGCUCCGAAGAGGAUUCUGGGCACCCCGAACUGUCGAGAAAAAUCGAAAGUUUUUCCCCUCUGAAUUCGUCAGAUUUCGUCGAUUAUUACCUCGAUUCGUUCUUGUUCUUGGGGGAAUUCCCUCGGAGAGCGAUCGAUCCGCGCACUCGCACGCGGCCCUGUUGGAUUUUACUUUUCUCACUGGAUUUGCUCGCCGCGGCCGAGAACAUGGGCGGGACACGGGGAAUCUAUUCCCUCGUGAAAGACCUGCCCUCACUCAAUGGGAUACUGUCGGUGACGCGCUCGUCGUCUCCCCCCUCCUUCUCUCUCUCUCUCUCUCCCCUUCUGGCCCACUCGUUCGUUGACUCCUGUCCAAAAACUGAGUCUUUCCAAGUGUUUUUCCGGCGAGUCAAAGCCGCCCACCACAGCUGGCCUCUGUCCUUCUCGUGGAUCGGGGUCAGGUGUUGGGGGAAGACGGAAGCUUCAGAGAUCCAACUCUCCUUCUCAUACAAUAAUAGCAAAUAUCACGAUGCAAUCGACAUUUUUUAUGCAUUUAAGACCGCGAGGGAGAUGAUAUCUUGAUAGCGACGUUGCAGGAUAGAUAACUUCUCCCCGUUGUUUUCUUCUGGUUAAUCCUUGUUUCUUCCCUCCAAUCUGGUUUCUCGCAGGUACGACGAGAACAUCAAGGUUGGGCGGAAGAAGACGAACCUGAUGUUCGUCGGUGACGGGAAGGGAAAAACCAUCAUCGCCGGCGCCCGCAGCGUUUUCGACAACUUCACCACUUUCCACACGGCGACCUUCGGUGAGCCGCGCUCGGCCAUCCCUCCGCCAUGGCCGCUGAUUCUUUCCACUGACGCAGACAACUCUACCGCCAUUGCAGCGACGACGGGGGCGGGGUUCAUUGCGAGGGACAUCACCUUCCAGAACUGGGCUGGCCCCGGGAAGCACCAGGCGGUGGCGCUGCGGGUGGGGGCGGACCACGCGGUGGUCUACCGGUGCAACGUGAUCGGCUACCAGGACACCCUCUACGUGCACUCCCAGCGGCAGUUCUUCCGGGAAUGCGACAUCUACGGGACGGUGGACUUCAUCUUCGGCAACGCCGCCGUGGUGCUGCAGAACUGCAGCAUCUACUCCCGGAAACCCAUGGACCUGCAGAAGAACACCAUCACCGCGCAGAACCGCAAGGACCCAAACCAGAACACCGGCAUCUCCAUUCACGCCUCACGAAUCCUCGCCGCCGCAGACUUACUCAACUGCACCAAGGGGGACUACCCCACCUUCCUCGGCCGGCCAUGGAAGCUCUACUCCCGUACGGUCUACAUGAUGUCCUAUAUCGGCGACCACAUCCACCCCGCCGGCUGGCUAGAGUGGAACGCCACCUUCGCCCUCGACACCCUCUACUACGGCGAGUACAUGAACUACGGCCCCGGCGCCGCCGUGGGGAAGCGGGUCACCUGGCCGGGCUUCCGGGUCAUCACCGUCCCCGAGGAGGCCAGCAAGUUCACCGUCGCGCAGUUCAUCUACGGCUCCUCCUGGUUGCCCUCCACCGGCGUCGCCUUCCUCGCUGGCUUGUCAACGUAG